CUCUACUUCUUGGCACCUAUCAUAGAAAUCCAUUUGCUCAAUCGCUUGUUAGUCAUCGAUUGGUAGCUGUUAUCAUUGGAUUUCAUUCAUUCGCUCGUACACUUCAACUUCAGUGCGCGGCAGCAGUGCUGGCGUGGAGGCUGACGCUCACAGUUCAAGGUCGGAAUGACCUCUUUGAUCUUUCUCCUGAAUCAUAGCGUCGUCAUUGUGUUUUAUUUUAAGCAUUAAGAAUGCAAUCGUCCCUCAUCUCAUUGUGUAUAAGAUAACCUCAAUUCUAUGUUUUGUUACCCUCAUGAUUUCACUUGAUGCCAGCUAUCAGAAAACUCAAUCUGCAGCAUUAUGUCUUCCACAAUCCUCAGCACCAGCACAGUUACUUCCUCCCCCACAGCGACCGCAUCAUGCAUCACAGUAACACCAGACAAGAAUGGCUACGUCCCUGAGUGGGCCUGUAAUGCCAAUUACAUGUAUUAUCCCUCAUUUGCGGCAGCCCUUACAUUCGCCAUUCUCUUUGGAAUCACAACCAUUCUUCAUAUAUACCAAGCAUUCACCCAUAAGAAGCUUCGAUUAUGUUGGACUCUCAUUAUGGGAACUUCGUGGGAAUUCGCAAGUUUCAUCCUCCGCACGCUUGGCAGCAAAAAUCAACAAAAUGCUGCCUUCGCAACUGUCUCCCAGAUACUGUUGCUCUUAGCACCGAUGUGGAUCAACGCUUUCGAUUAUAUGCUUCUGGGCAGAAUGGUGUAUUUCUUCGUCCCCGAGCAAAAGAUCUGGAAGAUCAAGGCGAUCAAGAUCGCCAAAAUAUUCGUUUGGCUCGACAUUUUGUCGUUCCUCACGCAGGCGGGAGGGGGUGUGUUGAUCCAGCCUAGCAAUUCCGAAUCAACGCAAAUGUUGGGCAUUCAUCUCUACAUGGGCGGCAUCGGCCUUCAACAAUUCUGCAUCCUCAUCUUCCUUUCGAUCGCCAUCAAGUUCCACCUGAUCAUGAACCAGCAAGAAAGAUCGCGCCAGAUUCUCGACGGAAAGCCACGCAACUGGAGAAUGCUCCACUACGUUCUCUACGCCUCCCUCGCACUCAUCACCACCCGAAUUAUUUUCCGUCUUAUCGAAUUCUCAUCCGGUCUCGAUCCUGCGAAGAAUCCGAUCCCUUACAGCGAAGCAUACUUCAUGUGUUUAGAUGCCCUCCCAAUGUUCAUUGCGAUUGCGCUGAUGAUUAUUGUGCAUCCUGGCAAUGUACUACAAGGAGAGGGAAGCGAGUUCCCGAAAGGACCAACCAGAAAGGAGAAAAAGGCUGCGAGGGAGGCGAAGAAAGAGGCGAAGAAGGCGGCAGCUGAAGAAAAGAAAGCUUUGAAGCAGGCGAUGAGGAUGAAGAAGAUGGUUCCAUCUAUUGAUAUGGUUUAAGUGGAGACAUAUCGGGUAAUGGGUCAAGGAUUGGAGAAAACUGGGUUGAGAUGAUGACGAGUUACUCUUGUUUUUGGGAAAUAGAUGGAGUUCGUGUACGUAUACCCAGAUGUAUGAGCAUGUAAAGCUUGCUUG
Hyaloscypha bicolor E is the source of this 1527-nucleotide messenger RNA. RefSeq lists its product as uncharacterized. Gene Ontology annotation, cellular component: membrane. Bases 340 to 1392 code for a protein of 350 amino acids. The record is from RefSeq and is a predicted model, not a curated record. The transcript has a single exon. Lineage: Eukaryota; Fungi; Ascomycota; Leotiomycetes; Helotiales; Hyaloscyphaceae.